Penicillium crustosum is the source of this 1332-nucleotide messenger RNA. RefSeq names its product fungal specific transcription factor domain-containing protein. The record is from RefSeq and is a predicted model, not a curated record. Gene Ontology annotation, molecular function: DNA-binding transcription factor activity; transcription cis-regulatory region binding. Gene Ontology annotation, biological process: positive regulation of transcription by RNA polymerase II. The transcript has 3 exons. Gene Ontology annotation, cellular component: nucleus. Bases 1 to 1332 code for a protein of 443 amino acids. Lineage: Eukaryota; Fungi; Ascomycota; Eurotiomycetes; Eurotiales; Aspergillaceae.
AUGAUCGAUCUCCAGAUCCAUUUUGACGGCACCCAGCCCAAUUACAAAGGCAUGAAACCGUUUUCACAACCAAGCCCGCUGUCGCCUUGGCUGAAUACCAUCCCUCCUGGCCAGCGAUCAGAUUGCGAUCCUGUGCUCAUGUCUUAUUUCGAACACAUCAUCUGCAGCAGCUCAACUCUCGUCGAUAAUGUACAUUACAAUCCAUAUCGAUAUCUCAUACUACCCAUGGCCCUGCAGUCCCAGGGACUAUAUCAUGCCGCCCUAGCCAUCGCAGCCAAUACACUCAAGCUGUCAGAUCAGCGGUACCGGCUUCCGGCAUUGGAGCAUCAUCAUCGGGCAUUAAAUCACCUGCGCGGUCUAUUGAAUAAAGACGACUGGGCGGAAAAUGAGCUGGAUGAGAUGCUUGGACUGGUCUUAAUGUUAUGCUGGUUUGACAUCUCAGAUAACAGUCGCCCUUCAUGGGUUACCCAUCUCAACGGGUUCCAAAAUUUAAUUCGGACACGAAAAGAACGCCCCGGUCGCUCAUGUCACAGUCAAGAUCUGGCCAGUUUCUUCAAUCGUUACUUCGCCUUCCACUUAGUUCUAGCCCGCACUGCGUUUCGCAUCACCCCUCCCUCAUCUCAUAUAUCGCCUCUUCUCCCGGACAGUAUAUUGGAAAAAUCAGACACGAUUGAUCCGUACAUGGGAUUGAGCCCUGCUCUCCUAUUGAUGAUCAAUCAAGUAGCAGAACUAGCGUGGGCUUGUGAGGAUGGCAACAUAAAAAUCAACCGUAAAGAUGCUCAUCAACUCAAGACGGACCUUGAUAGCCUUCAACAAAAGAUACCCACGGAAAAUAUCGAUCCUAACAUGGAGUGUGCCGCAAUCGCAGAAGCGAACAGGCUCGGGGCCCUUCUUCUUCUCCACGAGAUCUGUUCAACUAAAGCACCUAUUAAUCGCUCUGGUAUCCCGACAGUGGAAUCUGAGGAGAAGAAUGUUUAUGUUGAACGGAUAUUGACGUUGGUGUUGGAAAAGAAGGUAAAUAUGAUGCGUACUGCAGUUACGCCUUUAUGGCCUCUUUUCCUGGCAGGGUGUUGUGCUCACAGGGAAGAGGAGAGGGUCACUGUAUUACAGUUGUUUAAAGAGCUGGAGGAUAUUCGUCGAUUUGGGAACAUUACCCCUGCGAUUGAAGUUGUCGAAAUGGUCUGGCGCCAGCGGGAUCUGUCGGUGCAGGAUGAAAGAAGACUCCAGAAAAGGCUCAGUGCACAGCGGCAGAAAGAUCCCUUGCAGGAAACCCGGUUCUCGUGGGAGCAUGCCAUGGUCAUGUUGGGUGGGUGGAAACUCAGCUUGACUUGA